GGUCCCUGGAAUGAUUAAUUCUUCAGAGGCCCUGGUGAGCAUUUGCGUUAAAGCAAAUGCAUAUGAACCACCAGUGAUGCCAAUUUUUUCAGGUAAGUAGGAACAUCUUACCGUUUAUGAAGUAUAGUUCAAAUACUGUUCUUACGAUAAUAAUUAACUGUGUAUCAUCAUAUUAAGACUAUUCUGUUUCAUUAUUGCAGAUUUAGAAGCUCCUAGAAUUCAUGCUGGCAUGUCCAAUAACAGCGGAUACAUAGACCCAAUUCAGGAGCAAGGAUCUGAGCCAGAGGAGGCCACAAAGGAUGAUGGGAAUUCCACCUCUUCCAGUCAUCCUUUAGUACUUGACAUCCCUCAGUUUGGCUCAGAUCCAUGUGAUGAAACACAGGGCAUAGAAGGACCAUCUAACAGCCUUGUUGAGCCCAGAUCCCCCACCUCACUUGAAAAUUUCAACCUGGGACAAGUGUUGGGAGAAGGUGGAUUUGGAAGGGUGUUCCUGGCCCAGAACAAAAACACCAAACAACUAUGUGCCAUCAAGGCCUUGGAGAAGGCACAGAUUUUGGAAAAGGGCAACUUGAACAGUGUCUUCAAAGAGAAGGAGAUUCUUCAGAGGAUAAGUCAUGCCGCACACCCGUUCCUGAUAACACUGCACGGAACAUUCCAAACGGAUUCUCACCUCUUCUACGCGAUGGAACAUCUACCUGGAGGUGACAUGUGUGAUUUCCUAAAUCAUGUAGAACUGCAAGAACCUGAUGUGAUGUUUUACACCGCAUGUGUAGUGCUUGGCCUGGAGGCAUUACACCAGAUCGGCAUUGUACAUAGAGAUCUAAAGCUUGAGAAUUUGCUGCUGGACCAGGAGGGAUAUCUGAAAAUCGUUGAUUUCGGCCUCAGCAAAGACAGAUUUGGAUACAGCGACCGUACGAACACCAUGUGCGGCACAAGAACCUACAUGGCCCCAGAGAUCUACAUGAAAAUAGGAUACGGCAUGGCCGCUGACUGGUGGGCCUUGGGAGUCACUGUAUACAUUAUGCUCAUGUAUGAGUUACCAUUCAACGACGAAGAUCCAAUUGAGCUAAUGAAGAGCAUCCGUUAUGAUGAAAUCGAGUUGCCAGAAGACCUAUCAGAGGAUGUCUCUAAUUUUAUAUAUCAACUCUUAGAAAAAGAUCCAGAAUAUCGGCUUGGAUCUGGCGAGGCUGGUGCCGAAAUGAUCAAAGAGCACCCCUUCUUCAGAGAUAUGGACUGGGAACAACUUUUACACCGAAAAAUAAGGCCUCCAUUUGUGCUUAACCACCAAGGCCAUCUGGAGAGCUUGAACGACCCUGAAUGCCAAGCUCCAGCACUGACACCACUUGCUGUUGCAGUUGCCCACGUUAGGAGAUCUAAAGAAGAAGACAUUGAAGAUGGUUUAUAUCUAUAUCCAGCCCAAAAGAAAAGUGAAAAAUAUGAGACCGAGCGGCGACAGCCAAUGGAGAUCUUAUUUAGUGAUGACUAUCAUGGAUUAUGUUCCAUACCUAAUUUGCUUGUCAUGUUCAUUUAA
Molecule: messenger RNA, 1531 nt
Organism: Xenopus laevis (African clawed frog)
Lineage: Eukaryota; Metazoa; Chordata; Amphibia; Anura; Pipidae
Product: serine/threonine-protein kinase N1-like
Exons: 13
Coding region: 230-1531 (433 amino acids)
Source: RefSeq, a predicted model, not a curated record